UAAAUUAAUUAAAAAUUAUAGGUCUACUUAAAAUAAUUUGUUUUAACAUUACUUUCUAUUAAAUUCAUCAGUUUUAAAUAUUCGUUUAUUUAUAUACUCCGUUUGAAACAGUUUCCAUCUCUUUUUAAUAGUUGUGGGAAGAAAAACAAAUAUGGAUGUGAUUUUGGAUGUGAUCACAAAAAAUUAACAUGUUUAUUAAGCAGUUAUUUGCUUUGUUUAUUUAAUGUGCUCGUGAAUGUUAGAAGUAUAUAUUAUCUAUCUGUUUAAAUUGAGUGUAGUUUUAGUGAAUUAGAAGAUACAAACUUAAGUCAUGGAAUUAGGAGAUAGAGUGUAUGCGGCAGAACGAAUAAUGAAGAAACGCAUUAGAAAAGGAGUUGUUGAAUACCUUGUGAAAUGGAAAGGUUGGAGUCAAAAACAUAACACUUGGGAACCUGAAGAAAAUAUACUAGAUGUUCGGUUAAUAGAUCUAUUUGAAAGGUCUUUGGUCAAAUCGGAUACUCAUAAGAGAGGUCCUAAAAAGAAGGACCGCAGUAGUGAACCUGUCCAGCAAGCUGAGACAGAAGAUGAGGCACACAACAGUGGAGAAGAAAGUCAGGAUGAAACAAACCAACCAAUUAAAAGUACAACUAAGGAAGAUAACCUGCCUGCAGUAGAAGAUGAAAAUGCCAGGUCAAAUGCAGAAAAUGAUAACGAAGUUAGUGAACAAAAUAAAUUGGAAUCAGGUAUUAAUGUAGAAGUAGAGAACACAAACAGUUCAAGCAGUGAAGACAGGCCAAUAUUGGCACGAUUAGAGAGCAUAGGUACUAAGAGGAAGGCAGAAGUAUUGUCAAAGGAGUCUGGGAAAAUUGGAGUUACAAUAACUACAAGCCCUACAAGCAGUAGUCCACCUCCAGCUAAAACAGUGAAACUGUCGUCAGUAAAGCAAGCAUCAGGUACAAAUUCUAAUGCGAAAGUGCCAGAAGAAGUUUCGGACAUUCCUUCGGCUUCAAGCCCGGAAGUGCUGACUGCGGCCGUGGCGCCCGAGUGCAAAAUAACGGACAACGGACACAGUGUGUGUGCCGAGACGGGCGACUCUUCCCCUUUACUCACUAGUCCGGGUUCGGACUAUUGGUUGGCCCGGAAUCCCGUUGCCGAUCAAGUGUUUAUCACUGACGUUACGGUCAAUUUAAAAACAGUUACGAUUCGUGAGUGUAAAACCGAAAAGGGUUUUUUUAAAGAACGCAGUAGUGAUAGCAAACCCAACGAUGUGGUGUGAACGUGCGAUUAAUUGAUGAAUUCUGGGCCACAAAAUUAAGUCUGCAUACGUACCUAAAUAAUGCUAGUAGUUAGUGUAACACGGGAGGGUAGAAAAAACCGAUUCGGUUCAACUACGGAAGUAGUUACAGUUUUAUUAGGCUCUAAAAGAAACAAUCUUUUAUUAUCUGAAAUAAGAAAUCUAGUACCUAGUAAUUGUCAGGAAUAAAAUACAAAUUAAUACUUAAUCUCAACUUUGUUUAAAGAUAAAAAACUAAAUUGGGGAAGCCCCUACAAUACUGAUUUCUGAAGUCAAUAUUUAUCUAAAAGGUGUUGCUUUUUAAAACUUUUUGUGAUUUUUCAGAUUCUUUUAGAGUUUAAUGCAUGAAUCGAUUUCGUGAUUGAAGUAAACUUUUAAAUGACUGCAAGUUGGUCUAAUGUGCCUCAGUGUGGUACAAUUGAUAAAAAAGUUAUUGCAGAAACAGGGUAGCUCAAAUGAGCGGUGUGUUGUAAUUGAAAAUAAACCAAAUGUCUUAUAUUUAAGACGUGGAAAGUGGCAGGACACUCGUGUACUGGUGCUGAAACCCCAAACUCUUUUAAUUUAUUUAUUAAAUAAUUAAUUGAUUAUUUAAUUCCAGUCGUGAACUAAGUUUUAAGAAAACUUUAAA
Agrilus planipennis (emerald ash borer) is the source of this 1901-nucleotide messenger RNA. RefSeq names its product polycomb group protein Pc (gene Pc). Bases 311 to 1255 code for a protein of 314 amino acids. Lineage: Eukaryota; Metazoa; Arthropoda; Insecta; Coleoptera; Buprestidae. The record is from RefSeq and is a predicted model, not a curated record. The transcript has 3 exons.